Messenger RNA from Amyelois transitella, 1551 nucleotides. RefSeq lists its product as uncharacterized. Bases 1 to 525 code for a protein of 174 amino acids. Lineage: Eukaryota; Metazoa; Arthropoda; Insecta; Lepidoptera; Pyralidae. The transcript has a single exon. The record is from RefSeq and is a predicted model, not a curated record.
AUGAUUGCGUUGGAGCAUGAACAGAGUAUGCCUAAAGAGGAGCGGGUGCCUAAAGCGGAACCCACGACGUCACAUCCCAGGACGCUGACGCGGUCUAGCGCUGUCAGCCAGAAAUCCGUCGAGAUCAUGGUCCACCCGGAAGGUUCUAACAAUCCGUUGCACAGGUCCAAGCUGGCGCCGUCAAGAUCGACAUCCGAAUCGCAGACGUCCGGAAAGAAAAUGCUAAAUUUGAGGAAAACUAAAAAUUCGUCCAUAGAAUCAACGAUGAGCUUGCCGAACCAAAAGUCUCUGGAGAAGAAGCAUGGUAGUUUGCGGCAUCAGAAAUCAAUCGGGGCUCAUUCCGACAUCACGCUUAGCACGCAGCCUUCUAUAACUGAUGACAGGAAGGCAUUGAGAGAAGCUUUAUACCAGGGUAUAUUUCAUAGGCACAGAAGAACCAUAUUCGCAGUGGGGUCUUUUCUUAGAAUGCUUAGGAGCAAAACGUCGAAUUAUGACUCAAUAAGGUCAGAUUCAGACGAGAUUUAGCACCCAUAACUGAUUGACUGUUAAUAUUUUUUAUAUAGUAGUAACAUAUUGGUGCCACUGACAUUUGUGCUUUGGAUAGUUAUGGAGAAACCAAUUAAAAUGUUAUUAGAUAGUGUAGCGAGUAAGUAUAUAGUUUUAUUUUGUAUUAAAAUGUUCCUAAUUAGUUGUGAUUUUGUUCUGAGUUUUCAGCCCCGCGUGGUAAGCGUAAUUUAGCAUACAAUGGUUGUUAUAUAGCAAGUAUGAUAAUUAUGAUGGAGUGACGCCUUUAAUAUGUAAAUUCCAGCUAAUUUGAUGUAAAUCUUUUUUUGAGAUAUAGAGCGUAAUUCAUUUUUAACACGAUAAAUUUUAUUAUUUAAAAGCGCUACAGAAGUGACGAUAUUUUGCUGCAGCUGCCUAUAUUUUCAUUCUUAACUAAUGUGUCAAAAACAUAAGGUUAAAACGUCUCAGAAAUCAUACUAUCUUUUUAUCUGACUGCCCCAUAAGGAGGGUUAUGUAUUUAUUUACAUUAACGCUCUCGUUACAGUUUUGAUACAUAGACGAUGUUAUUGCUUACGGUACCCUAUAUACCAGUUGCCGACCAACUAGGUACAGUUACUAGAUGUAAGUGUUAAAUGACAAAGCACUAGAAUUAGAACCAAGGACACUGUUCCAGCAGUACAGUAGUGUAUAGAAUACGCUUCUUCCCAAAACCACACGGAUUGACCUCUCAACCACGAAAUCAGGACAAAAGUAGACAACAAAAAAAUUGACGAUGACUAUAUCGCGUGACCCACAAAUAGUCAAGGCCAAGUGCCCUCAUUAUUUCCAAAUAAAAGCACUGAAAAGUCCGAUAAAACUUUUGUUUUUGAUUUACACAAGGUCGUAAAGGAUGUCGUGAUUCUUAUGCCAAGGUCUCACGGCUCAAAUUUGAAUGAUCCUUCGUAUCCUUGAAAGUAAAAUUGUUUGGAUUUGUUUUGGUUGUAAUAAUCUUCAGCAUUUUGCGCCUGUUGCAUAUAAAUAAAUGAGUAAAUCUGUUUAUUAUUUUAG